UUAUUCCCCUAUGGCCAAUAGCGUACCCAAGAUAUUUGUUGCCAUUUCAGGUAAGUCCCAUGAUAAUUUAUCCCUCUCCACACCAUUUUUAAGCUAAACUCCCUCAAAACUUUAGGGCUCUUAUUAUUUAUUUUCUUUUCCAUGGCUCACAAUAAUCCUCUCCGUUCUUCAACUUUGGCCGGUACCCUGAGGAUUUUACUGCUUCAUGCCGUCCUUUAAAACCCAAUUUAGAUUGGAUGCAUAAGUGAAUAUACACUUUGAACGGGAUGGAUGAGGCGGUUGAUGAUGAUGCAACAGGAGUUGCUGCUGCUGAUGAUAUUUUGGAUGGGAAAAAUUUGGAUAGAAUGGGUUCUUCAGAACAAGCAAGUGUGAGUCCUCACUGUAUGAAUAAUUCUGGAAUUAUGGUUGAAGAAUUGACGUUCACAAAUUAUAGUGGUGAAAAUCUUGCUAUAGUGGGUACCUCAGACAAUAGAGAUCGAGUGCAGAGCUGGAAGAAGCAUUUGCAUCAGAAGGCGACUGGAUCAGGAAGUGCAGGCUCAAAUGGAGAUGCUGCAAAUAGAGACAGGAAUUGGAAGCAAAAAGUGUCUGGAGGAUACUGGGCAUUU
Coffea arabica (coffee) is the source of this 605-nucleotide messenger RNA. The record is from RefSeq and is a predicted model, not a curated record. Lineage: Eukaryota; Viridiplantae; Streptophyta; Magnoliopsida; Gentianales; Rubiaceae.